Phaeodactylum tricornutum CCAP 1055/1 is the source of this 900-nucleotide messenger RNA. RefSeq lists its product with no specific name. The transcript has a single exon. Lineage: Eukaryota; Bacillariophyta; Bacillariophyceae; Surirellales; Neidiaceae. Bases 1 to 900 code for a protein of 299 amino acids. The record is from RefSeq and is a predicted model, not a curated record.
AUGUCAAGAAUACCCAAUGGUGGGGACAUUGGCAACUUACCAACACUUGAUCUCCACGGAUUCCGUCGAGAACGAGCAGUUCGAGAUACAGUCGCCUUUCUAGAAAUCCAUCAGACUUCCUGGGUAAUUGUUAUUACCGGAAGCGGAAGGCACUCGCCGGAAGGUCCGGUGUUAAGGGGUGCAGUGGAAAGCAUUUUACAACGCCGGGGUAUGCAGUUUUCACGGAAUACCCCUGGUACCUUCUUGGUCAACGCGGCGACGGGACACUCAAAUUACUAUUACCAAGACGGUUGCGCAGAGGACACCAAAGUUGUGGUACGUGAUGCCAAUGAAGAGGAGGUGGCGGUGCAGUUGGCCAUGCGGAAGACAACCCGUGGCUAUUGUGGAACCGCUAGUGGUCGAGCGCUUCACCGCUCAUCGUCGAGCUCGGGCAGUAGUGAAAACUGUUUGGGAACGGGUCCUUCGCUCGUAGAAGUGGCGAGGGCCGAUCAAGAGCUUGAUCAAGCACGAGCAGAAUCUCUCCAACUGGUACGUGAGGAAGCCAGCAAAUAUAAGAGGGAAGCCAAAGCGAUACGGAAAGCCGUGGCCAAGUCCAUCGACGAAGUACGAAAGUAUGAGGACGAAGAGGAAGAGUUACUCCGGAAGGCUGUACAACUAUCGGAGGAGCAGGAAGCUAGUGAGCGGGAAGAGGAGGAGAGAAUUCUCCGAGAAGUUCUCCGAGAGUCGGAAAAGGACUCGAAGAGUUCGUGUCAUAGUGACGACGCUUUGCGUGAAGCAAUUCUUAGAUCUGACUGUGAAUACAACCCACUUGCGUCUGAUGACAGCGAUGAGGCCAGCAUGAUACGGCAGGCAAUUGCUCUGAGUCUGGCUGACUUCCACUCCGCUGUCCUUCCUGAAUAA